AUGUCGACGACAAAUUUCACAAGAGGUGUAACACUGACGAAAACAUUGUUACUAACAUGCUUCCCCUCAAGCCCUUUGGUGGGUGGGCCUCCACCAAAUAUAGUCUCUUACGCAGCAGUUAGCCUUCUCCUCUCCAUUACAGCGUUUCUUGGAAAUUCUCUCAUUCUUGUCGCCCUUCACAAGGAAUCUUCCCUUCAUCGACCGUCAAAACUCUUGUAUCGAUGCCUGGCAACUACUGAUCUGUUGGUAGGUAUUGUUUGCCAGCCUCUCCAUGCUACUUUAUUGAUAUCCUUGGUUCACGAACACUGGGGUGUUUGUCGUUACAUAGCAUAUGCAUGGUACACAGCAAGCUAUGCCAUAUGUGCGGUGUCUUUAUUGACGAUGACAGCCAUAAGCGUGGACAGACUUCUUGCACUGCUGUUGGGGCUGAGAUAUAGACAAAUCGUAACUUUGAAGCGCACCUAUAUCAUUGUCGCUGCCAUUUGGGCUUUUUCUCUCGUCGGGGUCUUCUUAAUCAUCAUACCUGAUUAUCAUAUAACGUACUUGUACACUGGGACAUUUAUACUACUUUGCCUGGCUAUUUCACUGGCCUCGUAUACAAAGAUUUUUUGCACUCUCAGGUAUCAUCAGACUCAAGUACACGAUCCUGUUCAUCAUCCGCCAAGCCAACCAAAUGCACUGAACAUGGCGCGAUACAGAAAGGCGGUGCACAGUGCACUGUGGGUGCAGUUAUCAUUCAUUGUUUGUUAUGCGCCAUCCUCUAUUGUAUUUUUAUUGGCAAUCGUUCAUAACGGAAUAUCUUCGUCUCACUUGUUCGUCAUAAAGGAGAUAACAAUUACCUUAUUCUACUUUAAUUCAACGUUAAAUCCGUUUCUUUACUGCUGGAAGAUUAGUGAAGUAAGACAAGCAGUAAAGCAG
This is a messenger RNA of Stylophora pistillata, 918 nucleotides long. Its product is annotated as probable G-protein coupled receptor 45. The record is from RefSeq and is a predicted model, not a curated record. NCBI's taxonomy places the organism in Eukaryota, Metazoa, Cnidaria, Anthozoa, Scleractinia, Pocilloporidae.